AUGGCGUCAAAAAGGCUCGUUAUCGUUUGGGCGGUCUGGCUCGCGUUGCCCCUGGCAACGGGCCAUCUCAACGUGCUCAUCAGCCAGGCUGAAGUUAUGAAAUUGUUAGGCUUAGACGCUGAAUUAUUCUACGUCAGGGAGGGUGUGGUUAAUACAUACGCGACAGGCUUCAUAGUGCCGGUGCCAGCGCAUAUUGCGGAUUUGGAGUUUAUGUGGCAGGCGCUAGGGAAGCGACCGUUGCCGUACGUGAUGGGUAUAGACUACGAUAGCAGAGGCGCCAUGCUGCCGCCGCAAGUCAAUAUAUCCGAGCGAGGCUACGUGCCUACCACGCUGCAGACGUUUAGGGUUCGAUUACCGUGUACGGGAUCAAGAAGUGCAGAAAUACUGGUGACGAUGCAAUUGAACAUUUCGGCGCCGGACCGCGCUCAUAAAGACGUGCGGCUCACUUUCAAAAGGAACAAGAUUUGUUUGAAAGGCUUAUCAACAAUCGUAACUCAAAACGAAACAGCAAGACUCGCUGGAGACACAAAUCGAGGAUCUGGUGGAGUGUUGUUCGCGGCUGGGGGUUGUGCAGCAGCAGCAUUAGCGUUACUCGCAGGUGUUGCAGCAGCAGGGACGUUGUACAAGCGAGGGAAUAAGGCUAGGCAUCACGACUCUAUACACGAUAUAUCAUAUUUCAGUACCUCAUACACCACUGCAGCGUAUGGUAGCCACCAAAACGUGUUGCUACGUCUGGACAACCUCGGUCGACCUCCCAGCUCAACUGGCUCAUAUGCAACUAUUGCUAGCUUACAUAAGUUUCCUUUUGGUAGUAGACGCUCCCCUUCUCCUUACGCGACGACACACAUAGGCGAACAUAUCUACGCUAAGCCGGAAUCCCGAGUCUCAUACUACGCUGCGUCCAACCUCACGCACGUUUCACAGCAAACAAUCACAAAAGAUCGUAUAACGGACCCAGCAGAACAAUUGCGUCAUCUGACGACACCGCGUUCAAACAUACGUCUAGAAAUUUUAGUUCAUGAGGGUACCUUUGGACGGAUCUAUAAAGGUGUAUUCAAACGAGGGGACACGUAUGAGGAAGUGCUUGUGAAGACUGUUUCAGAAGCAGCAUCAGCGAUGCAAGCGGCUUUGUUAGUAGCUGAAGGAUUAAGACUAUGCGGCCUUGUACAUGGUAAUGUACUGGCUCCGAUGGCGGCUUGCGCUGAGGAAGCUAGGAAACCAUUGCUAGUGUACUGUUGUGUUUCACAUUCUUCUAAUCUUAAACGGUUCCUAACAUCGUGUCGUCUCGGUCACCAAGCGGCCCCAGCAACUAGAGAGCUAGUGGAUUUAGGCGCUCAAGUAGCUUGCGGUCUCGCGUACUUGCACGUACAACGAGUCAUACACGCGGAUAUAGCGGCCAGGAAUUGUAUAGUGGACGAGAAGUUGAGACUGAAGGUGACUGACAAUGGUUUGUCACGCGAUCUCUUCCCUGACGACUACCAUUGUUUAGGUGAUAAUGAAAAUAGACCUGUAAAAUGGAUGGCUCCAGAAUCUUUACUGCAGAACCAGUACACGACAGCAUCUGAUGUGUGGUCAUUAGGUAUAACGCUAUGGGAGUUGGCAACGCUCGGUGCAUCACCUUUAGCAGAACUAGACGCAGCGGAUGUGGGCGCCUUCCUUAACGGCGGUUACAGGCCAUCACAACCGCACAACUGUCCUGAUGAAUUGUACGGCCUAAUGUCUUGGUGUUGGGCCACUUCAGCUCCAGCUCGACCGACCGCCCCUCAACUUUUAGCAGCACUGCAUGACUUCAGACAAGCACUUAGCACUUAUAUUUAA
Messenger RNA from Melitaea cinxia (Glanville fritillary), 1818 nucleotides. It is a transcript of the gene Drl-2, whose product is annotated as tyrosine-protein kinase Drl. Gene Ontology annotation, molecular function: protein kinase activity; ATP binding. Bases 1 to 1818 code for a protein of 605 amino acids. The transcript is spliced from 13 exons. The record is from RefSeq and is a predicted model, not a curated record. Gene Ontology annotation, cellular component: signaling receptor complex. NCBI's taxonomy places the organism in Eukaryota, Metazoa, Arthropoda, Insecta, Lepidoptera, Nymphalidae. Gene Ontology annotation, biological process: cell surface receptor protein tyrosine kinase signaling pathway; multicellular organism development; axonogenesis.